This is a messenger RNA of Hemibagrus wyckioides, 2268 nucleotides long. RefSeq names its product acidic (leucine-rich) nuclear phosphoprotein 32 family, member E (gene anp32e). Gene Ontology annotation, cellular component: nucleus. Bases 134 to 913 code for a protein of 259 amino acids. Gene Ontology annotation, molecular function: phosphatase inhibitor activity; histone binding. The record is from RefSeq and is a predicted model, not a curated record. The transcript has 7 exons. NCBI's taxonomy places the organism in Eukaryota, Metazoa, Chordata, Actinopteri, Siluriformes, Bagridae. Gene Ontology annotation, biological process: regulation of apoptotic process.
CGAGGUAUCAUGGAGGAUCAGUUAGAGAACAGUAGCCGUUGAAGGAAGCUGAGCUGUGGGUCCGUGCUUCGGAGUUUCUAACAAGCAUAUAUUUGUUGAACGGGCUCGUCUGAGUGCGCGAUCUUCUCACACCAUGGAGAUGAAGAAGAGGAUCAGUUUAGAGCUGAGGAACAGAACUCCGGCGGAGGUGGCACAGCUGGUUGUGGACAAUUGCCGCUCGAGUGAUGGAGAGAUCGAGGGUCUCACAGAUGAGUUCAAGGAGCUGGAGUUCCUCAGCAUGGUUAAUGUUGGUCUCACAUCACUGGCCAUGCUGCCAUCACUGCCCAAACUAAGGAAGUUGGAACUGAGUGACAAUAACAUCUCAGGCUCUUUGGAGAUACUUGCAGAGAAAUGUCCCAAUCUGACGUACCUGAACCUGAGUGGUAACAAGAUUAAAGAACUCAGCACAGUGGAAGCUCUGCAAAACCUGAAGAAUCUGAAAAGCCUGGACCUAUUUAACUGUGAGAUAACAACACUGGAGGAGUACAGGGAGAGCAUUUUUGAACUACUGCCUCAGGUCACAUACCUGGAUGGCUUUGAUGCAGAGGACAACGAGGCUCCUGACUCGGAGGAUGAUGGAGAUGUUUGUGGUGGCUCAGAAGAUGACGAGGAUGGUGAGGAAGGAGCUGGACCUGUUGAUUAUGAGGAGGAUGAGGAAGAGGAGGAGGAUGACGAUGAAGAAGAAUCAGAGAGUGGAGAGGUUGGGCUGUCCUACCUGAUGAAAGAUGAUAUUCAGGAUGAGGAAGAUGAUGAUGACUAUGUAGAAGAAGAACAGGAGGAGGAGGAAGGUGAGGAAGAGGAGGCAGCGGUUCGGGGAGAGAAACGGAAGAGAGACGAAGAAGAUGAGGGCGAAGACGACGAAGAUGAUGACUAACCCCUUGUGUCUGUUGAGCAACUUUUGAAAAAUGUGUGAUCUUGCAGAUUGUUUUUCUCUUGUAUACCAUAGAUAUCACUGUAGAGGCUAAAUGUUUUCUUUUGAUAAAUACAUAAUAUACUAUAUAAAAGGGGUUUAUUGAUAAUUCAUUUAUAGCCAUUCCAAGUUUUUGUCCCAGCAUGAGACAUUGUGGCUGAGUGGUGGUGGGAGGGGAGUGGUCUGUGGGCAGUUUUGGUGUGUCUCCACAACUUUUCCAGUGGACACUGGGCCAAAGAGCUGAUAGGGGAGUUGUCACAGCAACAUUGUUCUGAAAUGCGCAAACUCGACAAGUUAGGUCAUGCUCAACCUACCAGUGACUUUCCCCGAGAUCUUCUCCAAGAGUCGGCCUGCUCCUCAUCUACCUCUCCGGGCAGCCUCAGUCUCAGCCCACUACGGAGCAUCGAGCCACUGAUCUCCAUCUAGCAGCACUCGCGGUCCUGGAUCGACCAAUCCAUUCAGAAGAAUUCAUCAUCAUCAGGCACUAACUUUGUAAGGGAUUCCUCCUCUCCAUUUAUUUUAAGCCACCUUAAGGCUUGUUCAAAUAGACAGACAGCCCAGAGUGUGAUGUAUGUAAAUGUGAUGUAAAUUACCUGAAAGCAAGGGAGAGGGGGUUGGAGUGCAGUGUAGUAUAAACAUCUUGAAAAGAUUCGAAUCUAUUUUAAUUGGAGUUGGACUUUGUGCUUACAAAAAAAAAAGACAGGACACCACGUUGAAAUGAACUUAAACCAUUUAAUAAGCAUUUCUCCUACAUCGUGCAGAAUUCAGUUAUUUUUGAAUUAUUUUGUCUGUAGCAAGGUUUUGUUCUCUUUUAAGAGAGACAUUGCACGUAUUGAUCAGGUUUAAUGGCUUUGUUGGAUUAAUUAAUACCCUUAUGAAGUUUUAUCCUUAUGUUUUGGUGUGGAAAUGGGUUAGUUUAUACAUUUUGUGGGGGAUAUUUUACAGAAUAGUACCUUUAAACUAAUGUUCGUAUGGCAAUAUGUACAGUAUAUAGUGUAUGUUGCAACUGGUCAAUGUUAGUACGAGUGUGUGAGGAGAGUGUGUGUGUGUGUUUUAUUUGAUUGUUUUUGGGGUUGUUUUGUUUUGAUUUUUUUUUUUAAUUGAAGCUGUUUGGUUCAUUGUUUUAAUACAAACCAUAUGUCCAAGACUAAAGUCCCUCGAUGCGGGUCUCCUUUGUUAAUAUUUUUUGUUUUUCAGUACUAGGCUGUGUUUCUGCGUUUGUGAGUUAAACCUCUCCGGAGGGAUUUAGUUUUGUUUGUUUGUUAAUGUUUGAUCCCCCCCCCAUUUUUUAGAAAACAAAAAAUAAACACAAAAAAUUA